AAUAGUACGGAAAGUUAGCCCAGCAAGAAACAGAAUGCCUUCGACCGUCAAGGUCCGCAUUCGGCAGGCCCGGAACCUGCCCGUGAUGGACAAUGCCAACAACCGCCACCACGCGUCCUCCGGGGUCGGUCGGGCGGUCGGCGCCAUCAAUAACCUGCGGAACAUGAACAUUCCCAGCACCUCGUCGUCCGGAGGAAACCACGGCAACAACAACGGCAUCCACGGCGUGAGCAGCACGGACGCGUACGUGGUGGUAACACUGGGGGGGCACGUCAACCUGACGGACCAGGAAGAAGAAUCGGGGAAGCAAAAAAGGUACACGCAGAAGACCAGGGUUUGUAAGCGGACCCUCAACCCGGUCUGGGAUGAAGGUAGGCAUUGACAUUGGUGUGGUAAAUGGCUUCGUUUGUGUGUGUUUGGAAAGAGCGGGGAAGGGGUUCGAUCGGAGAAUCGGAGGCCAAUCCAAUCCAAUCCAAUGCAAUGCAAUCCAAAAACCCCGAUCGCGUCACUCAUCGAGAUUCUUCGUUCGAUGCAUCAAAUUGUCCGUUUGCUUCUUUCUUGCUUUUUCACCUCCUCUCGCGUCCGAUCCGUGGGCCAGAAUUCCGAUUCGACGUCUCGAACGACGCUCUGCUGCAAGACGAGCCCCUCAUAUUCAAGGUCUGCGACUCGGACGCCCUGUCCAGCGACGAAUCCAUUGGUCUCGUCUACAUCGAUCUCAACCCCUUGCUGACCCAGACCGCCUCGAGCGAUGAUCUGUACGGCGAGGACGACGAGCUCCUGAAACCCCCCCACGGUUCCGACAGCCAGAUCUCUGGGUGGUUUCCACUCUACGACACCCUGGGCGGGGUCCGGGGAGAGCUGGAGCUCAGCGUCAAGCUCAACUUUAUCGGGGACGUCAAUCCCUUCCGGGACUCCUCGGCUGGCGUGCAGCUAUUUCCCUUCUCGACCCUGGACCCCGCCUCGGGCUUUAGCGUGUCGCACAUUUUCGGCUUUGUCGAGGAGCUGGUGGUGGCAGACGAUCCCGAAUUCCUUGACAACAACAACAACAACAGCUUUGGCGUCUCGGGCGGCAGCCGCAAGUCCAAGCUCUCGCACGAAACUCGGCAGACGCUCCUCUACCUGCUGGACGCGGCCGUCCGGCGGAAAAUGUGCCGGACGGUUCUGGACAAGGGAGGGAACGCGGUCCUCGGUUACCACCAGAAUUUCGACGUGGAGGGGGACUCGGGGAUCGUGGCCCGGACCUAUGGCACCUGCGUCCGGCUGGAGCGGAGGCAGCAGCAUCAGCACCAGCCACCGGCCCAUUCUGUUCGGCCCUCCCAGCACAACCUCCUCCAGCGCAAGCGCCACGGAAGGGUCGUGGCCAAGGGGCCCGGCGAGGGGAUCCAGACCGACAGUGAGCGUGACGACGACGACGACGUCGAGGGCCGCUCCGCCCGGAGGUCGGCCUUUGGGACCAUGGGGCUCGUCGUCCCCGAGACCCACCACCACGCGGACGACGACGAGGUGAAGCUGCUGACCCUCCGGGACUUUGACCCCCGCGUCCGGGUUCGGAUCGGCGGGCUGGUGACGGCCCGGAGCGUCAAGUACCUGGGGAACCUCGCGUCCAAGCUGUCGGAUCAGGAGCAGAGGGACUCGUGGUGGACGGAGCUCCGCGACGAGAUCCGGUCCCACGCCAAGAUCCUGUGCUGCUCCCACGUGAUCGGAUACCUGGAGGCCUCGACCAUCCACGAGGACGUUGCGGUCCUGUCCAUCACCGGGACCGCCUGUACGGUCCGCGGGCUCCCGGACAUGCACCUCAGCCGCAGGCUGUGGGAGAGCUACCCGGAACCCUCCCUGCUGGAAAUGACGGAGGACGAGGCCGUGCUCUCCAAGGCUUCCAAGCGCGAGUCGUCAAAGCGGCGGUCGGGGAGGUCCGAGCGGAUAGACGGCAGGCUGAGACGGGCUGCGGGGGGGAGGGCCCGUAUGUCGAGCAAGAACGCCUCCGACUUUCACGGGGAGCACUCAAUGGUGGGCACCGAUCGCCAGGAGGGCCCGGGCUUUCCGGCUGCGGUUAUGGUGGGUGGGAAGGGAAAGCGCCUCCCAAAGAACCGCCGCAUCACGACGAGGGUGAGGGACGCGAAGCCCUGUUCCUACUGCCACGUGCCGUACCACCACCGGCUGGCCCCCUUUACGAACAUGAAGCUCGUUCCCUGCAUGCUCUGUGGGAAGAAAUGGGUCCCGGAGGUCGUCCUGGCAACCUGCGAGCCCCCCUCCCGCCUGCCGAUCCGCGGCCCGGGGGUCUUCAUCCAGGCGAGGGUGUGCCGUUCCCGCCCGGCGGAGCGAAACAGCGAGAGCGAUGCGCUGGCAGUCAGCGAGGCCCUCCCGUUCCUGGAAUACGAGCUCGCCCGGCAACUCAUGCUCAAGUGCGUGUUGGUCUUCGUUGUGUGCGAUGGCGGUUGUAGUUGCGCUUGCGGUUGUGCCACUGAGUGGCGGAACAAGUGGUUUCGCACGCUUUGGUCUCACGCAGUUUUUUUUUUUUUCGUUUUACUUUGUUGUCGUCUUCUGUGCGAAAGGCUCAAGGUCUUGGGAAGAAACGCGGCGUUCUCCUUGAAAAACGAAGUGGACGUCGGCAAGUCCCUCAUAAUAUCCACGGUCACUGCUACCGCGGUUUAUUGUACGGCAAUGCCGAGCCCACGGAUCCUAGAGAUAUCCCGGACGAUUGCCGUACAGGACGAAGAGGACCAAAAGCUUGUCAAUCUCCAGCGCCAAAUCGAAAAGAUUUCGGCAAAGAACCGCCAGCGGCUUUCGACGGCAGCCCAGCGCCAUUUAGAACGCGUACGAAAGCGGUUGAUCAAGUUCAAGCAGGCCCAGCUACGGCGGUCCCAGGCUCGGGCCGAAAACCGGCGGCAGCGAGAAGAACGCAGAAAGAACAAGAUCCGCCACAAGGGAUCGGGUACAAAAUCUCGCGCUGCCGAUAUCCAUGCCACUGCUGCGGGUGGGUCAGGAAACCAAGAUCUCAACGACGAAGACGGAGCGUCGUCGUCGUCGUCCGAAAGCUCUUCCUCGUCGAGCUCGUCUUCGAGCAGUUCAUCCAGUAGCUCUAGCGAUGAAUCCGAAAGCGAGAAGGAAACAGGUGGUUCUCAAAAUUCCAAGGGCAAACGCGACAAAUUUGGUGCAGCCACCAGUGGUUCUUCCCGUGGUGGUGUCGAUGUAGAAGAUAGUGGCAGCGUCAUACAAGAUAUGGACUUUGAGGAUGCUUUUGUGUCGGGCACGGAUGGCGCAUCUGUUGUAAGUGAGCUCGACGACGACAUCCGAGACGAGAAAGGACACCACGUGCCCGAUAUGGAAUUCUUUGACGAACUCGAGGCAGAUGCAGAAGCGGGUCGCCACGCUUCUGACAAAGGAAAGGGGCUUCAGCGAAGGCGGAGGCGCAGAAUGUACCGAGACGAUAAGGCACCAUUCGUACUGGAGAUUGACGAUGAAACCGACGAGGAUAUUUUAUCGGUCCUUAUAGACAAACAACUUCCACCCGGCAUCCGAAUCACAACUUGCCAAUACAUGCCGUAAGUGACUCGGCAGAUGUCAUCGUAAGAACGCCAGAAAACAGCUCACCCUUUUUUCAUCCUUCACAGAGAUUUCGGUUGUGGAGACGGCGGUAGGGAUCACGAAAGUUCGGCGGGUCAGAUGCUGAUGUCAAUGCUCCGCUUCAAGUGGAACCAAAAUGCACUCCGCGGUACUCGUAAUAAUUUGCUGUUUUCCAGUCUUUUCCAAGAAUUGUUUGCAAGGCUUUGCGAUCGGUUAAAGGAUAUCGCACCGGCUGUUGUCUGUGGAGUCCGUACACAGGUGAAUCUAACGCCAGACGAUAUGAUCGAGCUUAUCUGCACCGGAAAAGUUGUCUUGGAACGCCGGGAAAUAGAAAACCAGAAAAUCGAUGAAGACGAUGGCGAUAUGUCUGACAGUACCUAUUUGGACGAACUAGAGAUACGCAAAAGAGAGGACGCGGACUUUCGUGAACUAGCCAAGGUUGUCGAAACAGGUGUAUCGUCCAUGUUUCGACCCAUGAUUGGUCAGAACAAGUCCACGGUUAUUGUGGACCAGCUCAGUGCGGAUAUGAAACGCGCUCAUUCAGGAAUCGAUACGGUUUUGGAGUUCUCAGAUUCGUCGGUGGGUUCGAAAAGCCCGUUGCUGCGUGAAAAAUCGCCAAUGGCACUAUCUUUGCCCAAAAGUCCACGCUUAUCGGAGAAAUUGGCGUUGCCCGCUCAAGAUCCCCAUCGAGCAUCGGGAAGCUCUUACAAAAGCCGGUCUUCCGCUUUGGUCAACAUGCUGUCUCCGAAACCAAUUUUCUCGCGCUCCAAGACCGAAAAUGAAUCAUCAACGUCACCUACCCAUGGCUCUCCUGGUACUCCGAGAUCUUCUGCACUUAAUAUAUUGAAGAAUGUUCCUGUGGGGCAUUUAGUACCGAACCUAAAACAGCCCUCGCCUCCUCCUGGUAUGUCUCUACGGGGUAUUAAUUCGAGUUUCCAUCAUGCGAUCGAUGUCACAGAAAUCCCCGUGGAAAUUACGCCCCUGCAUCACGUCACGGGGGGCAGAAUCGUCGAGUACCUCGGCACGGUGUCCAUGCAUUUUAUUCGUGAGUCGAGUGGUUUGGAGGCAGCCGAAUUCAACCGUUUCGUCACGGAAUGCAAUGCGAUUGCCCGUGCCCAUGUCCAUUCAUUGGGUGGAAAUGCCAUGCUAGGUAAGCAAAACUGAAGCCACAAAAGACUUUUUUGAGGACGCUUUCCUCUCUCGGAUGGAAUUACGUGUGCCUCACAUUCGUUACUGUCCUGUUUCAUCGUGGGCCGGGAUCUGUCUCUUUUUCUCUCUACUAGCAUAUCGCGCUGUGCCUGCUGAAUCCGGUGGUCGAGUGUACAAAUCUCAGGUGUACAACGUGAUUUCGCUUAGGUAUGAAUGAUUGCAAUGAUACGAAAUACUCGCUAAAGUCAAGUUGUUCGUCCGCUAGCAAUAUCGAUUCAAUCCACUUUCUUUUCGCCGCCUCAACUCUUGUUUCUUCUCCAAUCCGAUAAUGGAUAAAUAUAUAGUGGGUCUGCUGUGAAGGUCGAAUACCGAAAAGAAGACAAUGCAGCAAGUCCAAAAGACAGCAGUUUUAUUCGGACGAGAAGACUUGGCAGUAUCGAUAGAACGAGAUCAAUUUCGUUUUAGGUAUGUUGAUCUCUCACAGUC
Messenger RNA from Pseudo-nitzschia multistriata, 5199 nucleotides. Lineage: Eukaryota; Bacillariophyta; Bacillariophyceae; Bacillariales; Bacillariaceae. The record is from the annotation of a GenBank genome assembly.